This is a messenger RNA of Stereum hirsutum FP-91666 SS1, 531 nucleotides long. RefSeq lists its product as uncharacterized. The annotation marks the transcript as partial. The transcript has 4 exons. Lineage: Eukaryota; Fungi; Basidiomycota; Agaricomycetes; Russulales; Stereaceae. The record is from RefSeq and is a predicted model, not a curated record.
GAGGACACCGCCCUUCAUAGUCUGUCACAGGCUAGUACGGACACUGGUAGUAAUUCAGACAAUACUCACGAUGUCAAUCAGACUGGGGAGAGCCGCCAAGACGCGGCCGUCGUUGCUGACUCGGACCAAGGUCUAUCCAAUCCCGGACCCACCGUUGUUGAACCAAUCAAUCCUCCAUCUGCAAGCACGACCACAGCCGCAGCAUCUGCCGCCUCCUUGGUGGCACCCACCACGACUUCAACAAACGUCGCAGCGCCCGCUAAUGCGCUCCCUGUUCUUUUAGACAUCGCUAUCCGAGGAGGUACGAAUCCGGCAGUCUUCCAAACAGCAGACGAGGCGAGGGGUAAAGCAGGCGGUAAAAGGAAACGGCCAACGAAGAUGGGGCCCGUCGAACCUUCGACCAAAAAGCCCGCGACGAAGAAACGCAAAGCCACGGUGGCUAGGAACGGAACAGAGGGGACAAACGGUGGUAGCGACGACGUGAUGGAGGUUGCACCAAAGUUGACGAUCCGUAUCCCAGCCCGCAAAUGA